AUGGCGUCCCGGAGACUCGCUUUGAACCUCACAAAAGGCCUGCGAGGCCGGACGGCCUUCUCUCCCGCACCCCUGCGGAGGAGCUUCGCGACGCCCGUGUCGGGCCAGGUCAAGACUCAGACCACAACACUCAAGAAUGGACUGACCGUCGCUACCCAGUAUUCUCCCUAUGCGCAGACGUCGACGGUGGGCAUGUGGAUCGAUGCCGGCUCGCGAGCCGAGACCGAUGAAACCAAUGGCACCGCACAUUUCCUCGAGCAUCUGGCAUUCAAGGGAACAAGCAAGCGAACUCAGCAGCAGCUGGAGCUCGAGAUCGAGAACAUGGGUGCUCACCUGAACGCCUACACCUCGCGCGAGAACACUGUUUACUUCGCCAAGGCACUCAACGAGGAUGUUCCCCAGUGCGUCGACAUCAUCCAAGACAUUCUCCAGAACUCCAAGCUCGAGGAGUCUGCCAUCGAGCGCGAGCGCGACGUCAUUCUCCGGGAGUCCGAGGAGGUUGAGAAGCAGCUUGAGGAGGUUGUCUUCGACCACCUUCAUGCCACCGCAUACCAGCACCAGCCUCUGGGCCGCACAAUCCUUGGCCCCCGCGAGAAUAUCCGGGAUAUCACAAGGACCGAGCUUUCCAGCUACAUCAAGAACAACUACACUGCAGACCGCAUGGUUCUGGUCGGUGCCGGCGGUGUUCCCCAUGACAAGCUGGUUGAGCUUGCCGACAAGUACUUCGAGAAGCUCCCCUCCAAGAGUCCCGAGACCAGUGCCUACCUCCUGUCCAAGAAGAAGCCCGACUUCAUUGGCUCCGAUAUCCGGGUACGCGACGACACCAUCCCCACUGCCAACAUCGCCAUUGCCGUUGAGGGUGUCAGCUGGAACGACCCCGACUACUUCACUGCUCUGGUUACACAGGCCAUUGUUGGCAACUACGAUAAGGCGAUGGGCAAUGCUCCUCACCAAGGCAGCAAGCUCAGCGGUUUCGUUCACAAGAACCACCUCGCUAACAGCUUCAUGAGCUUCUCAACAAGCUACAGCGAUACCGGUCUCUGGGGCAUCUAUCUCGUUACCGAUAAUUUGACUCGCGUCGAUGAUCUUGUUCACUUCACUCUCCGAGAAUGGUCCCGUCUAUCACAGAGCGUCAGCGAGGCUGAGGUUGAGCGAGCCAAGGCCCAGCUCAAGGCUUCCAUCCUACUGUCUCUCGAUGGCACUACCGCUGUCGCCGAGGAUAUCGGCCGCCAAAUCGUCACCACUGGCCGACGGAUGAGCCCCGGCGAGAUCGAGCGUGUCAUUGACGCGAUCACCGAGAAGGAUGUUAUGGAAUUUGCCAACAAGAAGCUCUGGGAUCAGGACGUUGCUGUGUCGGCCGUUGGCAGCAUCGAGGGCUUGUUCGACUACGCGAGAAUUAGGAACGAUAUGAGCCGAAACUUUUAA
Molecule: messenger RNA, 1425 nt
Organism: Phaeoacremonium minimum UCRPA7
Lineage: Eukaryota; Fungi; Ascomycota; Sordariomycetes; Togniniales; Togniniaceae
Product: putative mitochondrial-processing peptidase subunit beta protein
Exons: 5
Coding region: 1-1425 (474 amino acids)
Cellular component (GO): mitochondrion
Molecular function (GO): metalloendopeptidase activity; metal ion binding
Source: RefSeq, a predicted model, not a curated record